GAGAAAUUGGAACAGUAGUAAAAGACACAAACACCCCUCCUUUUUUUCUCUCUCUCGAUCUCUCCGCUCAUUUAAAAUUCUCUCCCACCGGAAAACAAUAUUUUCCAAAAACAGAUUCCUCUCUCUCUCUUCCCAUAUAUUUCCGGAUCUUCUCUCCUUCUUCUCUUCUUCUCCUGGUUUUUCCUUUUCCCCGAAAUUCCACCCCGAGAAUAAAACUUCUCCUACGAAUUUCAGGUAAAGGGAGGAGGAACAAACGAAGAAAGACCAAGGACCGAGCGAAAAUGAGCACGGGAGAGCUCCUCAGCAUCGAACCUCUAGAGCUCAAAUUUCCAUUUGAAUUGAAGAAGCAGAUCUCAUGUUCGCUUCAGUUAUCCAACAAAACCGAUAGUUAUGUGGCUUUCAAGGUGAGAUGAUUUCUUCCUCAAAUCUUCUUUCGUCCUUCUCCCCGCGAUUUUUUCCCCUUGUUUCGAUUUCGAAUUUCUUUUCAAUUUCUGUCCGUCCGGUGGGAGAUCGAAUUCUGGUCGUUUUCGUGAUGUGGCACUUCUGUUUGGCUGCUUGGGAGAGAAAAUGGAGUUUCUGAAUCUAUCUUUCUCUUUUGAGUUCUUGUACUUUUUUUUUUGUUUGUGUUUGUUUUCUUUCUGCUCCAUUUCCCUUUUGCGGCAAUUCAAGUCCAAGCAGCUCGAAAUCUCUUUUCAAAAGCAGAAUGUCAAAACAACUAAUCCGAAGAAGUACUGCGUUCGGCCGAAUGCAGGGGUCGUUUUGCCUCGAUCAACAUGUGACAUUAUAGUUACGAUGCAAGCGCAAAAGGAGGCUCCUGCUGACAUGCAGUGUAAGGACAAGUUUUUGCUCCAGAGCGUAAAAGCUCCCGAUGGUUCGGCUGCAAAGGAUAUCACUGCCGAGAUGUUCAACAAGGAGGCAGGGCACCAGGUUGAGGAAACCAAGUUGAAGGUUGUAUAUGUAGCUCCACCUCAACCGCCUUCUCCUGUUCCUGAAGGCUCAGAGGAAGGGUCUUCACCACGCGGUUCCGUGUCUGACAAUGGACAUGUAAACGGUGCUGAGUUUGCUGCUGUGAGCUUCAAAAGCAUUCGUUCAGCGAUUUGAUUCGGAUGAGAAGUCUCCUGAGGCAAAAUCCCUUAUUUCAAAGCUGACUGAGGAAAAGAACAAUGCCAUUCAGCAGAACAACAAGCUUCGUCAGGAAUUAGUAAGUUGAUCAUUCCGUUCCUCUUUUUGAUGGUCUUUAUUUGUCAGUGCACAUAAGGGGGAAUUAGGGUUUCAAGUAUCAUGAUGCAUGAUGUUCACAUUUCUAUCUCGGUGAGAUGCCUCGAGAGUUGUCACUUCUCCCUAUGCAAUUGUCAAGUGCCAUAACAUUAAGGGUCCAACCAGUAGAUAAGGGAAGUCACAAAAUGAUAAAUACCUUCUGGUUUCUUCUCUCUGGAUUAAAGGCACACCCCUGUUAGGUCAGAUAUGGUAGUACUGUGGACCACAGAAUUAACUAAUGUCCUGGCGUCUUGUCGGGUAGCUGCUCACAGUAUGGUUGUGAAUGUUUAAAUGCCAUCACAAGGGAGGUUUUCAUGAUUGAUUAUUUUUUGCUAAGAUUUAAGCCAGAGGACAGGGUUCACUCGAAGGCCAUGAGAUAUAUAUCAUUCAGUUGUUUAGAAAUGUCAAAGUAAAUCGGUUUUAGUGGAUGAAUUGUGUUGUGCUUCAUUGCUUAGAAAAUGUUGCCUGAGGUCUCAAAGGGAAUCAAGAUUUACGUCUCUACCGAGUUCUUGGAAGAAUUCUUCUUAUGCCAAAAGGGGAUCUUCUGAUUGCAGGAAAUGAUGAGGCGUGAGGGAAGCAAAAGCCGCGGUGGAGUGUCAUUUAUGUUCGUCGUCAUUGUGGCAUUACUGGGGAUGUUGUUGGGAUACCUGUUGAAGAAGACGUAAACCCGCAGCAGAAGAUCAUCCAUCCUUCCCUGAACAUAAAAUCAUUCUGUCAUGUCUUCAACAUCAUCAUUCCCCUCUCUCAUACCGCAUUCAAAGAAUGAAGGGGGUAACCGAAAAGAGAGAAAGACUCCAAUGAACAGAGUUCUUAAGGUUCCAUUUGUUAGUUAAACUGGAUCUGUUAUUAGCCAAAAGAAUCUUGUGUUUUUUCUUAGGUCAGGCUAUUUGGUGUUUGGCGUUCUUCAGAUUGACAUGCAUUUGUUUUUUUGUAACUUAAAGAGUCUUCUUUUUCCUUUUCUUUUCUAAUCCUUUUUUCUUUCUGGAGAAUUCUAUAUUAGACCCUCACUAUUGUGGUAAUGUUGAUACUAAGAAGCUUCGAAUAAUCUUUACACAUUCGUCCCUAAGUCCUCACUAUUCUGGUGAUAUUCUCCACAUUCGUCACUAUUGUGGUAAUGUUAGAACAUCCGAUAAAAUUGGAAUGGGCACGAUUAUGUUACGGUU
Linum tenue is the source of this 2420-nucleotide messenger RNA. The record is from the annotation of a GenBank genome assembly. Lineage: Eukaryota; Viridiplantae; Streptophyta; Magnoliopsida; Malpighiales; Linaceae.